AUGACCUCACCAUGGCAACAUCAAGACCAUCCCAAUGUAGAAAUCGAGGCAGAUGAACCGAAUGAAGCAGAUUCGGCAGUCGGGGACGAGAUCUCUCAACAUACCCAAUCUAUCCAAUCCAGCCUGUUCCAGGGGGUCGAGGAAAAUGGGCGAAAAUACCACAGAUACAAAGAUGGCUCGUACAUCCUACCGGAGGACGACAAAGAACAAGAGAGGCUCGACUUACAGCACGAGAUGUUCCUCCAAUCCUUUGGCCGGAAGCUGUAUCUGGCGCCCAUAGACUGCGAGCUCCAUGAGGUCCUGGACCUUGGGACGGGCACUGGAAUGUGGGCAAUUCAAUUUGCGGACGAACAUCCCAAGUCGAGCGUCCUCGGCAUCGACCUGAGUCCCAUCCAGCCGACAUGGGUCCCGCCAAACUGCAAGUUUGAAGUGGACGACUUUGACACCUCCUGGACAUUUCCCCAGCAGUUCGACUUGAUCCAUGGCCGAAUGCUCCUCACUGCCAGCGCCGACUUCCCUCAGCUGUUCCGUCGGGCGUACGAUUCACUGAAGCCAGGUGGAUGGAUUGAGAUGCAAGAUUUGUACAUGCCGCUUCUGUCCGACGACGGGAGUUUGGAGGGCACUACAUUUGCAGAAUGGAAUGAGAAAUAUAUAGAAGCUUGUGCAGUCCUCAAGAGAAAUCCCUCCUGGACAGCCAAGUACAAGGAAUGGAUCACGGGGGUAGGUUUCGAGAAUGUCAAAGAACACAUCUUCAAGUGGCCCAUCAACCCGUGGCCCAAAGACAAGAAUCUGAAAGAGAUGGGAUUGUGGAACAUGGCCAACAUGCUCAACGGGUUGGACGGAUUCACCGUCAGACUGUGGACGACGGCCCUCGGGAUGACCACUGAGGAAAUCCAGGCGUUCCUCGUCCCCGUCCGGAAGGACAUCAGAGACACCAAGAUUCAUUCGUACUGGCGCAUGUAA
This is a messenger RNA of Exophiala aquamarina CBS 119918, 963 nucleotides long. RefSeq lists its product as uncharacterized. The record is from RefSeq and is a predicted model, not a curated record. The transcript has a single exon. The coding region runs from base 1 to 963 and encodes 320 amino acids. Gene Ontology annotation, molecular function: methyltransferase activity. NCBI's taxonomy places the organism in Eukaryota, Fungi, Ascomycota, Eurotiomycetes, Chaetothyriales, Herpotrichiellaceae.